Castor canadensis (American beaver) is the source of this 1641-nucleotide messenger RNA. The record is from RefSeq and is a predicted model, not a curated record. NCBI's taxonomy places the organism in Eukaryota, Metazoa, Chordata, Mammalia, Rodentia, Castoridae.
AUGGGCGUGAACACCGAAGAAGGAGAACGAGAGGUUGCUGGCAAAGCUAGCUGGAGCAGUUGUCCUGGACUAGGCAUAGAUAUUCUUCAUCAGCUAGGCCUUGGAGGCAAAGAUGUAAGAGAUUCAUCAUCAGUGACCUCUCUACCUUCGCCAUCUACACCAUUACCUCAGGGGGUCCACUUAACAGAAUCAGGUGUCAUUUUAAAAAAUGAUGCAUAUAUUGAGUCACCUCUCAUGAACAUUUUACCAGCCAAUUUAGGACAGCCAUUUACAGUAUUAAUUGGUGUACGGUCACAUAGAGUGAACAAUGCAUUUCUUUUCAGCAUCAGAAAUAAAAAUAGGCUGCAAUUAGGAGUACAAUUACUACCCAAAAAAUUAAUAAUCUAUAUUGGAGGAAAGCAGUCUGUAUUUUUCGACUACAGUGUUCAUGAUGAGCGAUGGCACUUACUUGCCAUUACCAUUAAAAACCAAGUUGUGUCAAUGUUUGUUGAGUGUGGAAAGAAAUAUUUUAGCAAAGAGACUAUUUUAGAAGUUCAGACCUUUGACUCUAAGAGUGUGUUUACUUUAGGAAGUAUGAAUAAUAAUUCUGUCCAUUUCGAAGGAAUAGUAUGUCAGUUGGAUAUUAUUCCUUCUGUAGAAGCAUCUGCAGACUACUGCAGAUAUGUGAAACAGCGGUGUCAAUAUGCAGACAAAUUCCAACCUGAAACAAGCCUUCCUCACACAACUACCACACCAACUAAAACAGCAGAACACUCUCUCUUGCCCAAAGGACUUAGUAAAAAAGUACAGUCAGAAGAUAUAUUUACCGAAGGCAAAAGCAUUCCAAAUAUAAAGGAUGAUUCUGCAACAGCACAUAAAAGACAGGAACACCAGAUAUCAAGACCUCAGUCAACUUCUCUUUAUUUGGGAAAUGUUUCCGCUUUGGAUCUCACAAAUUAUGGGAUUCACGCCAAAGAAAUCACUGCCGAGGAGCAUACUCAAACAAAUGUAAGCCUGUCAAUGAGCCAUCGUCGCCUCAGUGAAGCAAGAAUGAAUACUGAGGAGAAAUUUACUUUUCUCUUAAAUGUUACACAAGAUGAUAAAGUAACCGGUCUGUCACCGCUUACGAAGAUGUCAUCUAUUCUUUCACGUACAAGUCAUGAUACAAUUGCUACUCUCAAGAAGGCUAUCACAGCAAAUCUACAUACCAACGAACUCACAGAAAUGGAACAGAUUCUAAACACAACCUUGUAUAGAGUGACAGAUGAGCCAUCUAUGGAUAACCACCUUGAUCUCAGGAAGGAAGGUGAAUUUUAUCCUGAUUCUACUUAUCCCAUCGAAAAUAGCUAUGAAACUGAGCUCUAUGAUUAUUAUUAUUAUGAGGAUCUUAAUACAAUGCUCGAAAUGGAGUAUCUGAGAGGGCCAAAAGGGGACACUGGACCUCCCGGUCCACCUGGUCGGCUGGUGUCCCCGGUCUGUCAGGAAAAAGAGGUCCACGGGGUGUACCAGGACCACAUGGAAAUCCUGGACUACCUGGAUUACCAGGUCCAAAGGGCCCCAAAGGAGACCCAGGAUUUUCCCCAGAUCAAGCUGCUUCUGGACAAAAGGGUGAAUCAAGGCCUUCCUGGAUUAAUAGGACCCCCUGGUUUGCAAGGUGGAAAG